Dictyostelium discoideum AX4 is the source of this 2088-nucleotide messenger RNA. RefSeq lists its product as hypothetical. The transcript has 2 exons. Gene Ontology annotation, biological process: regulation of DNA-templated transcription. Bases 1 to 2088 code for a protein of 695 amino acids. Gene Ontology annotation, molecular function: zinc ion binding; sequence-specific DNA binding. The record is from RefSeq and is a predicted model, not a curated record. NCBI's taxonomy places the organism in Eukaryota, Evosea, Eumycetozoa, Dictyosteliales, Dictyosteliaceae.
AUGAAUUCUUAUCAAAUACAAAAUCAACCAUAUCAACAAAUACAAAAUACUCAUCCAUCAUUCCAACAAGUGCAACCAAUGCAAGUACCACAUUUACAACAACAACAACAACACCAAACAAUGAUUGCACAACAACAGCAUACACCACCACAACAACAUACACCACCACAAAUGAAUAUGAUUCAACAACACACCCAACCAAUGUUAUCACAACCACAAAUUUCAUUACAAAUGCAACCACCAUCACCAAUUUUGGCAUCACAACAACAGCAACAACAUAUGCAAUCAUCACCAAUUUUAGCAUCUUCAAAUUUGACAAAUUCAAACAACGCGUCACAAACAACUUUACCAAUCAUCACAUCAAAACUACUCUUAAAAAAAGAGCCAAUAGAUCAAGAAGUUGUAAAUUCAACACAUAAAACAACCACUACAAACAAUAAACCACCAAAACAAAGUAAAAGGAAGGAAAAAGAAAGAUUGGAAGAAGAGAAACAAACAGUAGCACAACAACAGCAAUAUCAACCACCAUUUAUUCCUUUGGCAUCAAAUGAAUCAAAUAGUGACAAUCCAUUUAAAGGAUCACACGCUUAUGGUGUUUCAACAACUCCUUAUGGAAAUUCACAAUUUAAUAAUAAUAAUAAUAAUAAUAAUAAUAAUAAUAAUAAUAAUAAUAAUAGUAAUAAUAAUAGUAAUAAUAACAACGGUAAUAAUAAUAUUAAUAAUAAUAAUAAUAAUAGUAAUAAUAAUAAUAAUAAUAAUAGUAAUAAUAAUAAUAAUAAUAGUAAUAAUAACAACGGUAACAAUAAUAAUAAUAACAAUAAUAAUAAUAAUAAUAACAAUAAUAAUCACAAUACUAAUAAUAAUAAUAGUAAUAGUAAUAAUAAUAAUAAUAAUGGUUAUCAACAAGAUAAAAAAGAUGAUUAUAGUAUGAUGAUUUGGAGUGAAGUUGGCAGAAAAAUUAAUAUUCUUAUUAGAACUACAUCAAAAGCAACCAAAGGUACUCCAAUUUCAACACAAGAAAUUGCAGAAGCAAUUGGUGCUUCAAAUGGUGUAACAGCUGAUUUAGUUGAGUUGAUAAAGUCAAUUAAUGACCCAACAUAUGUUAGAAAACUUCCACCUUCAUCAAUUUCAAAUACACCAACAAUGGGAAGUCAAUCGGGUGGAAUGGUUUAUAAUAGUUCACCAAUGCUUUCACCAUCCACAAUGUCACCAAUAUUACAACAUGGUAAUUAUCAAAUGGGAGGUGAUAUGUAUUUUGGUGGUAAUAAUCAAUUUUCAGGUGAUAAACAAUCAGCAUUAAACAAUGUAAAGAAUAGCAAAGGAGGUAAUACCAACAAUAGUGGUGGUGGUAGUAGUAGUGGUGGUACCAAUGAUACACAAGCUAAAAAACCAGCACGUAGAAGAAAGAUGAGAUAUGGUGGCACUGAAUUAUCAUGUCACACUUGUGGUGUAACAAAUACACCAGAAUGGCGUCGUGGACCAAAUGGUGCUAAAACACUAUGUAAUGCUUGUGGUCUAGCUUGGGCAAAAUCUGUAAAGAGUGAAAAACAAAAAGAGCUCUUGGCAAAUUCAACAGGUGUUAACAUAACUGAACCAAAGAAAGCUCAAAAAAGAAAGAAAGAAAGUAGUGAUAAUAAUAAUAAUAAUAAUAAUAGCUCUGAUUCAAAUAAAGUAUUGAAGAGUGAUGAUGGUUCCAAUAAUACAAAUUUAACAAAUGAUGAUGAUAAUGGUUAUCCUUCAUCACCAAAUUCUUCAAAUUCAACUUCACCAUCUUCACAUAAUAUUAAUAAUAAUAAUAAUAAUAAUAAUAAUAAUAAUAAUAAUAAUAAUAAUAAUAAUAAUAAUAAUAAUAAUAAUAAUAAUAAUAAUAUUGGUAACAACAAUAAUAACAAUAUCAAUAACAAUAAUACUACAAAUUCAAUUACAACACCAACUACAACACCAUUUCCAACAACUAUACCUGCCAUGCAAAUAGUAUCACAACUUCCAGUCAUGGUUCCUCAAACACAACAACAACCACAUAUGAGUGGAAAUAUAAUAUCUUUUCAAGCACUCCAUCAAAACUCAGGGUAUCAACAUUAUAAAUAA